CGUGCCCGGCCGACCGCCGUCGGAUGGCACCUAAGAUCUGGGACCAUCGGUGGGGCCGCACCAUGGCAGCCAGCUCCAAAGUCGCCGUCCUUCCUCACAGUCCUCCUUCACCUGCUGAGGACGGCCGGUGUGGCAGGUGUGGUCUGGGACCAAUGGUGGACCUACGACGGUAUAUCAGGCAUGGCUUACUGGGGCGUGUUCAACCCGGACUGGAGCAUGUGCCACGAUGGCAGGCGUCAGUCCCCCAUCAACGUGGAGCCGGAGUCGCUGCUGUUCGAUCCACACCUGCGCUACGUUCACAUCGACAAGGCCACGGUAUCGGGCCAUCUGAAGAACUCGGGGCACGGGGUGGUGUUCAACAUAUCGCAGGAGCACCGGGGGCGUGUCAACAUCACCGGCGCCUCGCUCAGCUACAGCUAUCAACUGGAGGAGGCGCACAUUCAUUUCGGGAUGAAAAACACGGACGGCUCGGAGCAUCAGAUAUCGGGUCGUGCGUUCCCGGCAGAGAUCCAGCUGGUGGGCUUCAACGCCAACCUGUACAAUAACCUGACAGUUGCGUCCUCCAAGAACCACGGCAUCGUUGUCGUAUCUAUUCUUGUGCAGCAUGGCACGACGCCCAAUGAUCAGCUACUCCGGUUCACCGAAGCCAGCCGGUCGAUACCGUUCAGAAACGAUGCCGUCCAGCUGGCUAACAUCACCAUCAGCGGUCUGCUGCCCCAGACAGAAUUCUACCUUACCUACGAGGGCUCGCUCACGUGGCCCGCCUGCUUCGAGUCGGUCACCUGGAUCCUGAUGAACAAGCCGAUCUACAUCACUGUGCAACAGCUGGAGCAGCUGCGCCGUCUGAGCCAGAGUCUGGCAUCGGACGCCACCAAGUCGCCGCUGGGUGACAACUACCGACGGCCGCAGCCGCUCUACCACCGGCCGGUGCGCACCAACAUCGACUUCACGGGAGCCGAGGACGGUGCAUGUCCGACGAUGUACCAGAACAAACACUACGCAGCGAAUAGAUGGCUGGGCACGUAGAAACGCCGGAAGUAGCCCCCCCCGGAAGUAGGUCGCGUGGGGUUGUAUCCAGCGAGCGGCGAGCGCUCGUCACAUCUGGGGGACGUGCUCUCCGACGAACGGACGGCGUCGAGUGAUGACGAGGCCGCCUCUGAGCUCCGACGGAGGGGCGUCGAGUGAUGACGGAGCCGCUCCUGAGCUCCAGAGGCACGGCAGCGGGACUCGACCAGUGCCGGUCGGGCGCGGAUGCGGCGCUGCUCGAAGCACAGCCGGUGCGUCAGCAGACACAUAUCACGCGUUGCGUUGGUGUGGACAGAGUGGCGCGGUUGCAGAGUGGUCGUCCGGUUGGGGCCGUGCGUGCUGUUUCAGAUUCCCGUUGUAAGUGUAGACUGUUGGUUACUCCACAUGACAACAGCUUCCGUCGGUGCCGGGACACCGAACAGCUCAACUGCAGCGAACCUGGCAGCCGCUGUUCCUCUUUAGGCCGUGCGCACGUGUUACGGCAUUAAGUGUUGCUAGCGAUAUAACGACAUAUCAUUUGUGUUGUGUUGGUUAUGUGACUUGUGCUGCGAGGUGCGUUCUGCCUCGCUCCCUGCAGGCCGAAAACUGUUCGCCAUGCAGUUUGUAAAUCAAUAAGUCUACUGCUGCACUGGUAUAGUGACACCCACGUCCCGAUGUACGAUUGACUA
Molecule: messenger RNA, 1694 nt
Organism: Pollicipes pollicipes
Lineage: Eukaryota; Metazoa; Arthropoda; Thecostraca; Pollicipedomorpha; Pollicipedidae
Product: carbonic anhydrase-related protein 10
Exons: 12
Biological process (GO): one-carbon metabolic process
Molecular function (GO): zinc ion binding; carbonate dehydratase activity
Source: RefSeq, a predicted model, not a curated record